Molecule: messenger RNA, 1196 nt
Organism: Mangifera indica (mango)
Lineage: Eukaryota; Viridiplantae; Streptophyta; Magnoliopsida; Sapindales; Anacardiaceae
Exons: 3
Coding region: 494-814 (106 amino acids)
Source: RefSeq, a predicted model, not a curated record
AGGGAACGAGAGAGACUAGAAGAAGAUGGCGGUAACAGAAACCAGAAGAGAAGCAAUUGAUGACGAAAAUAGCUAAAAUUGUGGACGAAGUUCGGACAUCAUAUGCCACAUACAACCGUAAGCUCAGAGAACUCCGAACAGUCCAAUCAAAAUGUGAAUCCCCGGCCGAAUUCUUCUCUGUCUCAUCCAAAACUCUAAUUCCACUUUUCGGCGUCCAGAGACUUACUGUCUCAACCCAGCGCGCGCUUAGAUUUGUUUCAGCCUUAGCCGUAAACAGUGAUGACAGGUUUUUGGAGGACUUCUUCAAGUUCCUUUUGGUUGGUGCUGUAGCUGCCGACAAAACCGCUAGAUUUCGAGCUUGCCGGAUAAUUUCCGAGCUCUGUGCAGAAUACUUGUCUUACUCCAUUUCUGGAUAUCAGAGCAAGGCACAAUAAAAUUAAUGAGGAAGCUUUUGAAUCAUGUGUUUGAACCUGUAUAAGCUCAAAAGGAUCUUAUGAAGGAGUUGAGGCAGAUGGCUGAACGUCUUAAGGAACUAGAGAGACGUCCAGAUGAGGAACUCUUACAAGAUGAAGCUAAUACUAUAUUUGGGAGUUUAGACCCAGACUUCAAUCUGGAUGCUAGUGCUUCGGUUGCAGAGCCACAAACACCAGCCCCAUGCUCAACCAGACUAACCUGUUUGAGAAGACGAGUGAAACGUGAAUAUACUUCUUCUGAUGAAGAAGACACUGAAUCUUUAAUUCAAUCCAUUGUUCCCAACGUUCCCCAAACUACAAUCACCCCUGCUCACAAAGGGCAAGCAAGACUGCAGCAAUGACCAAGAUGACUACCAAAAUGGAUCGCAUCAGAAUAGAAGAAGAUGAUGAAGAGGAAAGCUCAGAGUCAUAGAUAAUCUCUGAUGAUGAUUCUGAUCAGCUCACCGAAUAACUGCAGUACUGUAAGUUAAUUUUCAACACUUCAAUAUGUUGUUGUGUGGUCCCCACUCGUGAUUAGCCUGUAAAAUGAACGUGAUUGCAUUGGCUGCGGAAAAUUCCAUGCAAUUGGUCUAAUAAAAAAAAAUUGCUUCAGUUUUGUGCUUAUCAUAGUAGUUUAUCUGUCUCUUUCUGUCAUUGUAGGGUUCGGUUUUGUAAUAAAUUGUGUAAGUGAUAUACUGUUCUAAUAUUCAAUGAUAUUACGGUAGAUGUGGACCAUUUAAUAUA